UUGCCGAUGCAGGAAGGUGUGAACUUCAGUGAAGACCUUGAACGAUACGCUCGGACCACCCCCAUUAGUCUUUUUUAGUUGUGGGAUCUAGCGCCUGAAUGCAGAAUCAUUUUUCAUCUUUUUUUCCACGUCUGUGAUUUAUUUUAUUUCUAAUUAUUACGCAAUUUUUAUGUGAGUGUCUAUGUAAAAGAAAGUGCGACCCAGACAUGGCUGAAGCACCGCCACCACAGGCACAACCUGUUGAAAUUGACCCUGACUUUGAGCCGCUAUCACGUCCGCGAUCCUGCACUUGGCCCCUGCCCCGGCCGGAGCUCAUCGACCCCACCGGUUCCAACACAUCCUCUCCUGCGCCGUCUGUGCAGCAGGAGCCGGGAGGGAACACAGAGUUCAUCAGUAACCUUGGUUUGUUAGAGGAAGACUAUGGAGAGUACGCAGAGCUGAAACCGCCUUGCACUAUUUUUCAGUGUAGGGAAGGAAACUGUGUGCAUUUACAUCACCGCCAUCAUCAUAAUCAUCAUCACCUCCAACAGCAGCAACUACCGGCUCCUCAGCUGCCUCCUCAGCAACAGGUGCCUCCUCCAGGGGUCCCACCCUUGGGUGUCUCCGGUCAGAGGAAGAUCAGCUCGUCCCGUCGCAACGCCUGGGGUAACAUGUCAUACGCUGACCUCAUUACCAAAGCGAUAGAGAGUUCACCUGAGAAGAGGCUGACGCUGUCACAGAUUUACGACUGGAUGGUCAAAAGCGUGCCUUACUUUAAGGAUAAGGGAGACAGCAAUAGCUCCGCGGGUUGGAAGAAUUCCAUCAGACACAACCUGUCCCUGCACAGCCGUUUUGUGCGCAUACAGAACGAGGGAACGGGCAAAAGUUCCUGGUGGAUGUUGAAUCCAGAGGGGGGGAAGAAUGGAAAAUCACCUCGACGCAGAGCUGCCUCCAUGGACAACAAUAAUAAGUUUGUCAAAAGCAGAGGAAGGGCCACAAAGAAAAAGAUGUCUUUACAGGAAGAAGUUGAAGGGGGAGCAGGCAGUCCUGGAUCCCAGUACCCUAACUGGCUGGAAAGCCCAAACUCCCACAGUAACGAGGACUUGGAGGCCUGGAGCUCCUUCAGAACACGCACAAGCUCUGAUGCUAGCACUCUGAGUGGACGCCGUUCACCCUUCCCUUCUGAGCAGGAUGAUCUCAGGGAGUCUGAUGGCCAUAUGAUGUAUCCUGGAACGUCAGGAACCAAGAUUGCAUCCACCCUUCCCAGCCUCUCAGAGUUGUCUGGAUCCAUGGGCCAACACGGCUCAGAACAUGUUAUGGAGAGUUUGCUGGAUAAUCUGAACCUCUUGUCUCCCAACACCCCACAGCUGGGCUCAGACUCUUCACAUACCUCAAAUGCUAGGAUGCUUCAGAGGAACUCCUACAGCUCCACUGGUUUGACCCAAGAGUACCAUAAGUGCAUGUACAGCCAGGUGAGAAUGAACUCAAUGUCCCCCGCUCCCAUGCAGACACUUCCAAAGACCAAGCCUGGGUUUGGAACAUAUGAUAACCAAUAUAUGUGUCCUGCAGGCCUCCUUAAAGAACUACUGACCGCAGAUUCAGACACCAGAAGGGACAUAUUGCCCUCUAGUGAUACACAGGUGUCUGAGGUUAGGAGAGGAAGUUGCCUAAUGCCCACUUAUAGCAGUCAAAACCAAGUGGGGGGUCAUAGUGGAGUAAAAAUUCUGAAUACCCAUCAGAGUCACACAGCUCUUCAUGUAAAUCCACAUGCUAUACAUAGCCAAGGUCCUGCUGCCUCACGAGACUUGAAUAGCUGUAACAUGAUACCCUUGACUAGUCUGACUAGUCUUUCAGGGGCCCCUCCAAGAAUGACCAGGCUGAGGACGUCUAUGCAGCUCUCCCAUGGACAUCCAACACACACAAAUGAUUUCUCAGCAAGCUACAUCAACAGCUACAGGGAACUAAACUUAGCUCACCCACAUGGUCACCAUCAGGAGCGGCUGCCCAGUGACCUGGACAACAUGUCCAUCGAGAGGUUUGAGUGUGACUUAGAGUCUGUCCUGCAUGACACUCUCAUGGAUGGUGGUGCAUUAGACUUUAACUUUGACCCCACAGCUGGACCUCAUGGGUUUUCCCAGAGAGUAAAGACGACCACACACAACUGGGUGCCAGGCUAGGAUACAGAGUGGAUGACAAGCAGGUUUUUCCCUACAGCGCUCUGCUGCUCUCCUUCAUCCAGAACUGGAAAGUAUAGAUGGAGACCCCCAUCACCACUCUCUCUAAAAAUCUGACCAAGUUAUUUUGAAACAUAUACAAAUCCACACGAGACAAUUACUUUAUAAUAAGAACUAAUGAGCUCACUUUAUUUCAUAAUAAAGUCAUCUUUAUACUGAAAUAUAAAGGGUAAAUCAAACAACGAACAGAAAUGCAUUGUGAUGGCAAAGAAUGUGCAGCAGCAUAUACCUGGACUACAACUCAUAGCUCAUUAUGAAAUAUGCUGAUUAUGUCACUGUUGUAGUGGUCCACAAUGCCAUAAAGCUGCCUCUAAUCACACGUACAGCCUCAAAGUCUGCGGUGCUAAACUGCAGCUGCCAGCUGUAGACUGUCUCUUCUUCAGAAGAUCUGCUUAGAGCUGGCCAUUCCAACCAGAACCUGCAGAAAAUGGAGAACCUGUUCAUAUUCAGUAAUGCCAGGCACCAAGAGUUUGCACAAAAAAACAGAACAACAGCUGUAGUGGAAAACUUUGAUGUUGGAGUUCAUCAAGAACAACAUGUCAUUAGACAGAAACCACUUUAAAAGCCACCUGAUUAACCUGCUACUGGGAAACAAUGACUGAACACGCUGGGACAAAACUUUAAUGAUAAAAUGUUUAGAUGUGGCACGUUUAAAUGUUUACAGUGCUCCUGUCACAUCUCCAGGUUAAUGGACAUCAUAAGACUAUAAAAGGAACCGAAUCAGACUGAAAUAAUUGUUUCAUAUAUAAACUGUAUGAAAGUAUUUAUUUUCAUUGUAUACGGUUAAUGGUUCUAUUGUAUUUUACAAGCUUGUAUAUUUAUGUAAAUAGGCCGUGUACAAAAUUUGGAUUGUCAUAAAGUCAUGUUUCCCUUGAAAUGAAAUAAUUCCAAAGAAAGACACCAUAGAUGAAUUAAAGUGCAUUUUUGGAAGGUUUAUAUUGGUUUCAAUUAAUGAUUUGUAUUGUGUUCAUUUUGGUUUUAUGCAGUAAAUAAGGUUUAUUUCUCCUUGUUUUUUUCUUUGUCUUUGAAGCAAUGCUCCCCUCCGUUAUUCAACCUAUUUUGGACAAAUUGUGGAUGUCACAUUUAGUGGAUAACUUAUCAUCUCUCAUUUAUACAUGAAUCUCUGUGAAUUCACCAGCUAAUUUAAUCUCUUUCUGAAAAGGGACAUUUUGGGUAAAAAAAAAACAAAAACAAAAAAAAAAACACAGGAGUUGUUGGUGGCAUCUUAAAGGUCUAUAAUGGGUUGCCACUUAGUAA
This is a messenger RNA of Melanotaenia boesemani (Boeseman's rainbowfish), 3470 nucleotides long. RefSeq names its product forkhead box protein O1-A-like. Lineage: Eukaryota; Metazoa; Chordata; Actinopteri; Atheriniformes; Melanotaeniidae. The coding region runs from base 207 to 2156 and encodes 649 amino acids. Gene Ontology annotation, biological process: regulation of transcription by RNA polymerase II. Gene Ontology annotation, molecular function: DNA-binding transcription factor activity, RNA polymerase II-specific; RNA polymerase II cis-regulatory region sequence-specific DNA binding. Gene Ontology annotation, cellular component: nucleus. The transcript is spliced from 4 exons. The record is from RefSeq and is a predicted model, not a curated record.